Miscanthus lutarioriparius is the source of this 363-nucleotide messenger RNA. Lineage: Eukaryota; Viridiplantae; Streptophyta; Magnoliopsida; Poales; Poaceae. The record is from the annotation of a GenBank genome assembly.
AUGGAGACAGUGCAAGACAUGGAAGUGGAUGGGCAUGAGGUUGAGCAACAACAAUAUUUAAAUGAGAAGGCGCUAUAUGAUGUGUCUAGUGGUGCCCCGAGAAAGCAUGGGCGUCUUGCCAUAGCACAUGAGCUACGUCGUGCAAAUGGAAGGCUAGAACAAGAGAAUCGUGACAAGGACAAUGCUUUGCAGCAAAGCAACGUUCUUGUAGGCUUGGUACUGGCAGCUGGUUCUCUUCAUGCUGCCUCGAGAAUCGACAACAAUGCUAAUGAUGUUUGCCACACCAAUGAGGAUCUCCAUCUUUGUAAACAUUGGCAACAAUCAAGGUUCGACAACAAUGGAGAUCAUGCAUCGAUAAUCUGA